AUGACCUCCGUUCCGCCACCUUCCUCCACGGCACCGCUUGUCUCCAGCGCGCUCAAUGUCCCAACGGCUACUUCCUACCCCUCUGUGAAUUGCCUCCAGUGGUCUUCUGAUGGGCAACUAUGUUUCGUGACAAAAACCGCGAUUUACAUCCUUACCCCAGAUCACGGAAUCAACUUUGACAAUACCUCCGUGAUCAAGUCUUCCUUGAACAAAGAAAGUCGCGAAGACUCUCAAGCGCUGGGGUGGUUUAGAACCAUUAUUCAGUUUGACAAGUCUGAAGGGAUUCGGUGGCCUGAUCAUUCUCAAGCAUGGGGCGCUGCAUCCCUGGGGUCAAUCGACUUGUCACCCUCGUCAGUAGCAAUUUCACCAAGCGGUUUGUCCUCCGAUGGCGGCUGCGUCCUAGCAAUGCUCAGCUCUAACAUGGACCUCACUCUCUGGGUUGCCGGAAAGAAUUAUCUGAAAGGAGAAUGGCCGAAAGCCGCCGACGUCACACCAUUUCUUCUGGAGACUCACCCAUCCGAAGAUAUUCUGAAAUCACAGGUCAUCAGCGUGGCUUGGACUCCUUUUGCCAAUUUCAACGUUUGCCCGACGCCCUUGGUGAACAGCUCUUUUCUCGUAAUCGGCAGCAGAGCAGGUUCUAUCACCCUUCUCCGGUACCACGCUCACAAAGAGAUUGAACACAUUCACACUAUUUCAGUCGCAGACAGGUGGAUAACACAACUAGCGCCAUCUGCAUGGAGCCUCGCAUCCCCCGGUGUUUGCGAAGGAUACAUCGCUUAUGGAAGUGCCGACGGUUCUGUGGGUCUUAUCAAGAUCACCCAGGUCCUACAAGAAACAGAUGGAGAAUUCCAUUUUGCUCAAAACUUUGUAUUGGAGGUUACCGUUGAACGCGGCCCGGAAUUACUAUUUGGUCCUGAUAAAACUGGAAUUACGGCCUUGAUAUGGGUGGACAUCGUUGGAAGAGGCCCCAUUCUGGUCGUCUGCAAACCUGGAAUCGUGCACCUCUGGACUGUAGCUGGCGAAGAAUUCGGCUGGACGGGAUCUCGUUCUCUCUUAAUCAAGACACAAAAGAUAUCCGCAGUCUCAUCCGCAUUCCAUCAAGUGUCGGGGAUUGUUUACCUUCGGCUACGAGACAUACUCGUGGUAAUCCUCUCCGAUGGGUCAUUCCACACUAUCCAUAACCUCUCAAAAGACCCCUCUUGGACAUCUCAGAAGGAGGAUGACCAGAUUACUUCAGACAACCUGUCUAAAACGUCUCGCAGUGUCUUCGUCAAGGCAGAGCAAGGCGCCGUUGAUCAGAACGAUAUGAACCGGAUUACUGGGACGAUAUCUUAUGACGAUCAUGCCACUUUUUUGUGGGCUUACGAGUGA
This is a messenger RNA of Laccaria bicolor S238N-H82, 1371 nucleotides long. RefSeq lists its product as uncharacterized. The record is from RefSeq and is a predicted model, not a curated record. Lineage: Eukaryota; Fungi; Basidiomycota; Agaricomycetes; Agaricales; Hydnangiaceae. Gene Ontology annotation, cellular component: transcription factor TFIIIC complex. Gene Ontology annotation, biological process: transcription initiation at RNA polymerase III promoter. Gene Ontology annotation, molecular function: histone acetyltransferase activity; protein binding. Bases 1 to 1371 code for a protein of 456 amino acids. The transcript is spliced from 9 exons.